UUAUAGAACUGCUGAUUUAAAAUUUUCAAAGCCAAAAUAUGCAGUGUAACUAAAGACAGGUACCGGUUAGGUUGCACAAGGGGCUUCCGUCUUUAAUUGGGCGUCCUGUGGUGUCAGCGGACACUCGCGUCGAAACAAGAUGGCGGAGGGCGGCGAAGAAGAAGAUGUCACCGAAACUGAACAGGAAGAUCAAACGGUUUCUUCUGAUUCAAAGCGAAAACGAUUGUUCCACAAAGAAUUGAGAUGUAUGAUGUACGGCUUUGGCGAUGAUCAGUGCCCGUACACUGAGUCUGUAGAUCUUCUAGAAGACCUUGUGGUUGAAUACAUCACUGAGAUGACACUGAAGGCCAUGGACGUUGGGAAGAAGGGCAAGGUCCACUGUGAGGACAUAGUGUUCCUUAUCAGAAAAGACCCCAAGAAAUAUGCCAGAGUCAAGGACCUUCUUACCAUGAAUGAAGAACUCAAGAAAGCAAGAAAAGCAUUUGAUGCAGAAAGCUAUGGAGAGAUUAGUUAGAUGUUUAUAUGCAGACAUAGGAAUAGCAGGGCUUUAUGAAGCAUGAAAAGGAAGAAUUCAGAGGUUUACAAAGCUUUGGAGAGAUCUCUAAGACUACAUAUAUUCAAUGCAAAAAGGAGAUGAAAAAUACAGAACAAGGGCAAACGGACUUAAUUUUUUUUCUUUUCUGGGUUAAAUUAGGGUAUGAGGCCGCUAACCCAUGGUGCACAAACAAACUCUGAUGCGCUGUCAGAGGGAAUUUAGUUGUUUUUAUCAAAUGUUUGAACUUAUCCUAAGAUGCAUAAAUACAAUUGCUGUAUACAACAGGGAGAGCGACAAUUUACUGAUAGUGCUGGUACCGUCAACACUAACCUUAGAGUUGAUACUCUAUAACAUGGCAACCAAAUCCAGCAGGCAAGAGGCACACCAAAAUUGACCCAUGAUAUAACUUAUGUGAUAUAACUCGACUGCUAGACAUAUUCUUUAGAAUGUUUUUAUUUUUAUUUAUAUAAGUAUGUUCUAAAAAAAGAUUUUUUUAACCUGAAAGUUAUACUUUACCAUAUUUACAGUAUCAUACAGAAGAGAAUGUACAAUUCUAUUUCCCUGAAAAACAAUAAAAGAGAACCAAAACAAAA
Molecule: messenger RNA, 1128 nt
Organism: Nematostella vectensis (starlet sea anemone)
Lineage: Eukaryota; Metazoa; Cnidaria; Anthozoa; Actiniaria; Edwardsiidae
Product: transcription initiation factor TFIID subunit 13
Exons: 5
Coding region: 140-514 (124 amino acids)
Biological process (GO): transcription by RNA polymerase II
Cellular component (GO): transcription factor TFIID complex
Molecular function (GO): protein heterodimerization activity
Source: RefSeq, a predicted model, not a curated record